Messenger RNA from Prorocentrum cordatum, 1142 nucleotides. Lineage: Eukaryota; Dinophyceae; Prorocentrales; Prorocentraceae. The record is from the annotation of a GenBank genome assembly.
GGAUCGGCAAGGUCUUCGGCGAUCCUUUCUUAUCCUGUGCCACGUACUCUCACGAUGUACAGCAGGAGACAAUCCGUAGCCAUUUUGGCUCAAGUGCUCAAGCCAUCUUGGCCAAUCACCUUUGACAACUUCCAGCUGGAGUCGCGAUCUGGGUGAAUGCUAAGCCUCCUAUCAUCCAUCGGCAACAAUUAUGAUGCGACUGCAACUGCAUGCUUGCCCUCUAAGCAUGCUUACAGCUUCACUAGUCAUCGUGAGUACGUCCAGCAUCGAUGUGUGCAACAUUGCAGGGAACAAUUUUAUUUUGAAGACCCUUUGCGACACGUUCGCAGGCAGCAGUAAGCAGACGAACCGCGCGAUGGCGGGUAUUCAGGUCAUCGGCGCUGGUGCUGGCCGCACUGGUACAGCGUCGUUGCAGGCGGCGUUGGACAUUUUGGCUUACAACUGCUACCACAUGCGAGAGGUGUUUGUAAAUGACGACAGCAGCAUGUGGAUGGGUCUGCUCUCGGGCAAGAGGAGUAUCACGGACAUCGUGUCGAUGCUUGUUCACAAUGGCUUUGACGCCACGGCAGACGAUCCAGCAAGCGCGUUUGCGCUCGAAUUCGUUGAGUACCUCCCAUACGUAAAAGUGAUCCUUACAACGCGCACGGAUCCAGAGAAGUGGUUAGACAGUCUUCAGCAGUUGACACACGGGGACAAGAUAUCGUCAUGGUUGCCUCUCGCGAUCGUGCCCCGCUAUGCGAAGUUCAUCCAGAUGGUUCGCUUCUACCAUGCAAAGCGAGGAUAUGCAUAUGACCCUGAGUUUCUUAACCGUUCGGUGGCGCUAGAGUGGUAUGAAAGUUGGAAUGCCAAGAUUCGCGCCAGAGUGCCCAAGGACCGGCUCCUGGAUUUUCAAGUGACUGAAGGGUGGGGACCUCUUUGCUCUUUCUUGGGUAAGCCGGUACCCGAUGUGCCUUUUCCACGCUUGAACGACAAGGAUGGUUUCCGCUUUGCGCUUGCCUUCCUUGAGUGUGGCCAUUGGGCCAUACUUGGCGCGCCUGUUCUGAUGGUUGUGUGCGCCAUGUCCCGUUGCUGCCGUCCUGGAAGGCCCAAGGUGAAAGCACUAUGACUAGACGUGAAAGUGUUUGCGGUGACGGGCUGGACAA